CUUUCCCUUCCGGAUCAGCGUCAGCCUCAACGCUCGACCGCCUUCCCGAAGGAACGAGACAAGUCUUUUGCUGGGCCCCCCCAAAUCCACUUCUCCCAGAUUAUCAUCCAUCCAUUCAUUCCCCCGGCAAAAGCUAUCCACCCCCUCCCCAUUUUCCCUGGCUUCCUCCUCAUUCUUGUAUUCUUUAAUUUUUAGGGGGAGGGGCUUCAUCAACUAUUUUCCAAUUUUCUCCCCUCCUUCCCACAAAUCGCAUUUCCACAAAAAAACUUCCCACCGAAUUCCUCUUACCUUAUCCUUGACCAUUGUCCCGACCGCAGUUCUGGCCAGCCUUGCCUGCUGCUGCCUGAUUCUUAUUCCGUUCCGGGUUCCGCCAGGGCUCGUCAGCGCCCUCGCAUUGCCUCGACCCAUUCGUGCAUUCUCGCUUCAUCAAUUCAGGGAUCCGUGAUCCCCAGCCGGUUCGUGAAAAAAUGGCUCAACAACAGACUGAUAAUGUGAUGCGAAGGAAGUUGGUGAUCAUCGGGGAUGGUGCCUGCGGAAAGACCAGUCUGCUCAGCGUCUUCACCCUGGGCUAUUUUCCAACCCACUAUGUUCCGACGGUGUUUGAGAAUUACGUGACGGAUUGCAGAGUGGAUGGCCGUUCGGUUCAAUUGGCACUAUGGGAUACUGCUGGUCAGGAAGAUUACGAACGAUUGCGUCCGCUCGCUUAUUCCAAGGCGCAUGUGAUCCUUAUUGGGUUCUCCGUGGACACGCCCGAUUCGCUGGAGAACGUCAAACAUAAGUGGAUUGAAGAAGCGAACGAACGAUGUCCGGGUGUCCCUAUCAUCCUUGUCGGGUUGAAGAAAGAUCUGCGGGAAGAUCCACUGGCCGUCGAGGAGAUGAGAAAGAAGUCGCUAAAGUUCGUGACGUCGAAAGAAGGAAGCGACAUCUCAACGCAGAUCGGAGCACGCAAGUAUCUCGAGUGUUCCUCAUUAACCGGCGAGGGCGUCGACGAUGUAUUCGAGGCGGCCACGCGUGCCGCGCUCCUGACGUUCGACAAGCGAAAAAGCUCAUGCUGCAUUGUGCUAUAAUGGGGAAAUGACGACUUUGCGAUAGAUACGUCGCCGACUCUGAUGGUAUUUCAGCGAUUUGCAUGCCAGCCAUGAUGGGUUCAUUUGCUAUGCGCUUCGAGCAUGUUGCACUUGCAGUUGCCGCGCGACACGCGUGUGCCAGUUUGAAUUGGAUUUCGAAGAAAAGGGAGAGUGAAGGUGACGGAUGUUGAUCGAUAUAUCUUGCAUUUGCGGCGUUUGGGAGGGCCUCUUCUUUUGUGUUCGAAUAUCAAGUUUCGCAUGUUGACAUACCCUUGGUCUCCGGGGGGACACGCUUGGUGACAUUCGUUCAUUUGGUGUUUGCCUUCUUCAGUGUCUUCUUUGCCUGUUGUCAGUGUUGUUUGCCUUCUUCUGUGUCUUACUGUCACUAGCGGUUAUACCUGUAUUGAAAUUGUAUCCACCAG
Aspergillus costaricaensis CBS 115574 is the source of this 1489-nucleotide messenger RNA. RefSeq names its product putative Rho GTPase Rho 2 (gene rho2). Gene Ontology annotation, biological process: small GTPase-mediated signal transduction. NCBI's taxonomy places the organism in Eukaryota, Fungi, Ascomycota, Eurotiomycetes, Eurotiales, Aspergillaceae. The transcript has 5 exons. The record is from RefSeq and is a predicted model, not a curated record. Bases 468 to 1067 code for a protein of 199 amino acids. Gene Ontology annotation, molecular function: GTPase activity; GTP binding.